GAUCUCCGUAGGGUCUCUCUCUCUCUCUCUCUCUCUCUCUCUCUGAUCUCGGCAAUCGAGGAAAGCAAAAAACCUUUCCGUUUGUUUUCAGCAAAGAAAGAGAAGAGAGCCGAUCUCGAUCUCUCUCUCUCGCUCUCUCUCUCUGAGACGACAGAAUUUCCGUUUUCUAAAGAAAUAGAGUAGAAGCAGAGCUUCAACAAAUAUUGGUGCGAUGGAUUUACGCUCAAACCCUAGAACAGCCACCCCCUCGCUCUUCUUCUUUCUCAUCCUCCUCAACGCCUUCGUCUUCUUGGCUCUCCACCCCGUCUCUGCUCAGGAGUCUGUGAUUGAAACUGAGAAGGAAGAGGCUAGUGGAUCCAGAGAUCUGGGCCGACGUGGCAAGAUUAAUCUGAGCGACCUCGAAAGUAUUGGGGAUAAGACUGGUCUCGAUUCUGUUGGUCUCAGUCUCAGCUUGAACUCUGAAGGUCUUGGAAUUUUCGAUGCAUUUUUAGCGAGUUUAUCAAUGAUUCUCGUCAGUGAGAUUGGAGAUGAGACAUUUAUAAUAGCAGCUCUUAUGGCGAUGCGUCACCCCAAGUCAAUUGUUUUAUCUGGUGCGCUCAGUGCCUUGAUUGUAAUGACAGUACUUUCCACUGGACUUGGUAGGAUUGUGCCAAAUUUAAUAUCCAGAAAGCAUACAAAUAGUGCAGCCACAGUUCUUUAUGCAUUUUUUGGGUUGCGGUUACUUUACAUUGCCUGGAGAUCAGAUUCAAAAUCUUCUCAGAAAAAAGAGAUUGAAGAAGUAGAAGAGAAACUUGAGGGUGGACAAGGGAAAACAACCUUCCGCCGCUUCUUUUCAAGAUUCUGUACACCAAUAUUUUUGGAGGCAUUUAUAUUAACAUUUCUAGCAGAAUGGGGAGACCGUAGCCAGAUAGCAACAAUUGCUCUGGCAACACACAAAAACGCAAUUGGAGUGGCAGUGGGUGCCACAAUAGGACAUACUAUCUGUACCUCAGUGGCAGUGGUGGGAGGAAGCAUGCUAGCAUCUAAGAUCUCACAACGCACGGUUGCCACAGUUGGGGGCUUGCUGUUCCUCUGCUUUUCACUGUCUUCCUAUUUCUAUCCACCCCUAUAAUUGUGAGAAAUCGUAGGCUAACAUUGAUUCUUUUAGAGCAUGCAUCAAUUCUCUUCACUAGAACUUUCCUUCUCUUUUUUUUUUUUUUUUUUUUUUUUGGGGUGAAGGUGUGGGUUGGGUUAUAUUCGAAGUAAAGCAUGAUACGAACUGAUACCUAAUUUUUUCAUUAUAUAUAUAUUUUUGAAAAAUUAGUUUA
Molecule: messenger RNA, 1307 nt
Organism: Alnus glutinosa
Lineage: Eukaryota; Viridiplantae; Streptophyta; Magnoliopsida; Fagales; Betulaceae
Product: GDT1-like protein 4
Exons: 9
Coding region: 212-1111 (299 amino acids)
Biological process (GO): Golgi calcium ion transport; calcium ion transmembrane transport; manganese ion transmembrane transport
Cellular component (GO): Golgi apparatus
Molecular function (GO): manganese ion transmembrane transporter activity; calcium ion transmembrane transporter activity
Source: RefSeq, a predicted model, not a curated record